CGUCAUCCGCCAUAACGAUUGUGAAUUUGUGAAAGUGAGCUUUGUUUGAUUGCACGAAAUAACGAAGUUUUCGUGUGUUUUUAAUUAAAAGUGUUUUAUAUGUGUGUUUAAAGAUGAGUGAUUGGUAUAGAAUGAAGACGGGAUUUAAACAUAACUCUUCGGAGUUGUCAGUAGAAACAUCUGGUGAAAUGUCAGACUCAAUGUUUUCGGACAAUCUGAGCCCCAUACCGGCGGCUUCUAUAGUGCCUAGGAAGUUGGAUUUUAGAGACUUCGACGAUGAAGAAUUUCGGAUAAAGGAUGCUUCUCCAGCACCAGCAUCUUUGAGUCCACCUUACAAGCGAGUACGAGCGUUAAAACUCUUCGACAGCCCACACACGCCGAAGACCCUCCUGGAGAAGUGCUCAACACCCUCCCAUCAUGUGUCACGAUGUAGACUGUUCCCACCAAAAUUGGAAGUUCCAUCUGGCAUGCCGUCCGGCUCCAGCCACCAUUUACAUCCGCCGUCGGACGAGGACAGUGCGCUGGGCAGUUUGCCCCCGGACGAGGUAGAGGACAACAGGCCCCGGCCGCUGGCCAAUAUCAACCCUUUUACACCUGUUGGCCAAGCGUUAAAUAAGAAAAAGCGUGCACUGUCCAAAACACCGACGUGGGGUGACGCCACCCCCGAACAACCGGCGAAGAGAUUACGGGAAUCAAAUAUAUCCCGCUACAACAUCGAGUUCGUCGAGCUAGGUCUAAUAGGGCGCGGUCAGUUUGGCCGAGUUGCGCGAUGCGUGAACAAACUGGACGGUUGUGUGUAUGCGCUCAAACGGUCUUUACGACCGGUCGCCGGGUCAGCGGCUGAACGGACGGCGUUAACUGAAGUAUACGCACAUGCGGCGUUGGGAAAACACCCGCAUGUUGUUAGAUAUUACUCGGCAUGGGCGGAAGACGAUCACAUGAUAAUCCAGAACGAGUACUGCGAUGGCGGUUCUUUACAACAAGUUAUUGAAAAUGGAGCCCUACCGGAGAGCGAGCUGUUAUUAUUGUUGGCGCACAUUAGCGACGGGCUAGCUUACAUCCAUUCGCUCCAAUUAGUUCAUAUGGACGUGAAACCGGGGAACAUAUUUAUAUGUCGCGAGGAAGUGGCCUCACACACGGAGUCGGAUGAUGGCUAUGAUGAUGACGAUCAUCCUAUUGUGCCGAAGCAUAAGUAUAAGAUUGGUGACCUCGGGCAUGUGACAUGUAUAUCAUCCCCGUCAGUCGAGGAGGGUGACUGCAGAUAUCUGCCGAGGGAAGUGCUACAAGAGGACUUCACACACCUAACGAAGGCUGAUAUAUUUGCUUUUGGUUUAACACUAUUCGAGGCGGGUGGUGGUGGUGCGUUGCCGAAGAACGGGCCGAAAUGGCACGACAUUCGCGACGGAAAGCUGCCCGAUUUGCCCAAUUUGUCCAGGGAAUUCAAUCAGCUGUUGAAGAAAAUGGUAGACCCCGACCCAUCCCAAAGGCCGUCAGCUGCUCGUCUCCGAAGGCAUCCAUUAUUACAUCCAACGGGGAACAAGAGCAAAGCACAACUGCGAAGGGAAUUAGCCGCUGCAGAGCUGAAGAAUCAAAUGCUGCAUAAUAAACUGAAAAUGGCCGCCAGAUGCCUACAAACCCUCACCCCGAACUCGUUAGCGAACCAGGAAUCGGCCAAAUUCAAAACGCGAGCCGCAAAAAGGCUCCAACAUCGCCGAUUCGACACGCACAAUAUAGAUGAGAUGCUCCGUUCCGUAACUGCGCCCAUACAUACAGACAGACGGACGGAGAGGCGUAAGAAGAAUUAGUGUGUAAAAAAAAAUUUUUUUGGUCAGAACCCGUUUUGCCUAGUUAAUACUAGUUGGAUUGGACAGAGGAAAAAGAUAAGGAAGGGAAAAGAAAUAAUGUGUCAUAGGUAAACCUCGUUUUUUCUGGUUAAAACGCGAUUUGCUUAGUUAGAACUAGUUUUAACUAAGAAUAUGAGUUUAAUAAUAAUAUACAUACUUUAAUUAGCACCAAUAAAGUUUUUUUUUUUUAAUAAUUUAUAGUCAGAAAGGCGCCCGAAUCUGUUCCGAUUUUAAUUACAAUUCAUAUGCUAUAUUUUCUCAAUAAAAUGUGUAUUUUACCUAGUAACAAAUAACUGGUUCUAUAUAAAUUUAUAUAACUGGUUCUAACUAGGCAAAGCGCGUUUUAACCGAAAACCAGUUUUAACUGUAACAUAAAUAUAUACAUAUAUAAUAUAAGUGGCUCAAAAUAUUUGGUUACUAUGUGUAAUAAUUGUACGAGUACAAUAAACAACUAGACUCACAAUCUAACAAAAUGUAUGAGAACACAACUUUUUUAUAAUGACCGAUUUUAUAUAUUACUACAACGAAAUAAGGUUUAAAUUUUAAUUAAAAGAGAGCGUGUGUGCCU
Colias croceus (clouded yellow) is the source of this 2412-nucleotide messenger RNA. RefSeq names its product wee1-like protein kinase. Gene Ontology annotation, molecular function: magnesium ion binding; non-membrane spanning protein tyrosine kinase activity; ATP binding. The transcript has 12 exons. Gene Ontology annotation, biological process: protein phosphorylation; mitotic cell cycle. Bases 114 to 1805 code for a protein of 563 amino acids. NCBI's taxonomy places the organism in Eukaryota, Metazoa, Arthropoda, Insecta, Lepidoptera, Pieridae. The record is from RefSeq and is a predicted model, not a curated record. Gene Ontology annotation, cellular component: nucleus.